Molecule: messenger RNA, 1929 nt
Organism: Eimeria acervulina
Lineage: Eukaryota; Apicomplexa; Conoidasida; Eucoccidiorida; Eimeriidae
Exons: 6
Coding region: 1-1929 (642 amino acids)
Biological process (GO): rRNA methylation
Molecular function (GO): methyltransferase activity
Source: RefSeq, a predicted model, not a curated record
AUGGCGCAGCAGAAGCUUCUCCUGUUGUUCUUGGUGUUAUUGCUGCUGCUGCUGCCGCAACCCCACAGAUGCCUGGCGGGUGCCUUCUUUCACUGCAGCAGACACGGAGACAGCAGCAGCAGCAGCAACAACAGCAGCAGCAACAAGAGCAGCAGCAGCAAAGGCUACCUAGACCGCCCAAGAGGGUGCGGGUUUCUCGCUGUUCACUGCGCUCUAAGGUUUCCUGUGGGCGUAAUACCACGAGGUGCAGCAGCAGCUAUUAAGAAUGUCCCAGCCAGAGCUGGAGCAGCUGGAGCAGCUGCUGCUGCUGCAGCAACAGCAGCAGCAACAGCUGCUGCUGCUGCUGCUACCGCGCCUGUAAGCCGAGGCCCUUUCUGCUGCGAAGCUAUUCAAUGCAUUCAACGGCAGCAGCAGCGACCCCAGCACAGCAGCAUCCUGUGGGCAUCUGUCGGCACCAGCGCCAACAGCAGCACAAGCAGCAGCAGCAGCAGCAGCAGCUCGGACAGCAGCAGCAGCUCCGACAGCAUCAGCAUCAGCCAAGAUAGCAGCAGCAACAGCAGCUACCACAACAGCAGCAGCAGCCACGACAGCAGCAGCAACAGCAGGAGCAGCAGUUACGACAACAGCAGUAACGACAGCAGCAGCAACAACAGCAGCAGCAGUUGCGGUAACAGCAGCAGCAGCAGUGACAGCAGCAAUGAUUGGGGGUCUCUACCACAAACUCCGCUGGAUGUUCGGAGGCCGGAGCGAUUUAAACCCCGCAAAAGACGGGGCAGGCAACGGCUGCCGCGCAGUAGGUGCAGCACUACCAGCAGCAGUAGCAGCAGCAGCAGCAACAGCAGCAACAACAGCAGCACCAACAGCAGCAGCGUUAGUCUCGCGGGUAUCCUUGCAACGCAGCACGUGACUUUCUCUGGCGCUGCGAAGGCCGCAGCAGCAGCAGCAGCAGCAGCAACAGCAGCAGCAGGAGGAUCAGGGGAGUGGGCAGCAGCAGCACCAUCAGCAGAAGGUGCAGUUCCUGACGCCUACGCACCAGCAGCGGUCUCUGCAGCAGCAGGAACAGCAUCAGCAGCAGCAGCAGCAGCAGCAGCCCGUGGAGGCCCUGAGGGCUUCUACAGCUCGCUGCCUCCGCUUCCGAUGCCUGAGAAGGGCUUCGGUUUGCUGCGGGUUACGGGCGGAAGUAUGGCUAGGAGGAGACUCCUCGCCCCUCGCAUAGACACUACAAGGCCUAUGAUGGCGCAGGUAAGGGAGGCGGUCUUCUCCAUGCUGCAGAACCUCGGCGUCUUUUCGUUCCCUCGUCUCCGGGUUUUAGAUCUCUUCUGUGGAAGCGGGGCCCUUGCAGUGGAGAGCCUCUCACGAGGAGCGCAUCAAGCUGUCCUUGUAGACCGUUCUCUUGAUUGCUGCGAGGCAGCUGCUAUCAACCUGCGACAUUUGGGGUAUACAGACAGCCGCGUGCUGCGGCUCUGUGUCUUUGAACUCCUCCUCGCACCGAAGCGGUUCCUUGGGUAUGACAGCAGCAGCAGCAACAACAACAGCAACAGCAACAGCAGCAGCAACAGCAGCAGUGCCAACAGCGAUAGUGAGUCUGCAUCGUUCGACCUGGUGUUCCUGUGUCCUCCAUACACCGAGGUGGUGUAUGGAGACCUUCUUAAGAUUGGCUUCCCAGAGGCCCCCAUAGAGCUGGAGGGACUCCGAAGCCGCAGGUAUGGCCGCACAUGCGUAGCAGUUUAUGCAGCUAGGCCCAGGAGACAGCAGCAGCAACAGCAGCAGACGGGGGCCCCCGGGGUCUCCUUAGAUGUCCCCCCCCUCUACUUGGCUGCUCCUCAUGAAUUUGAGGAACAUAGGCGCUCGCAGCGCAGACAAACGCAAAGACAGCAGGAACGGCAGCAGCAACAGCAGCAGUUGCUGCAGCAACCAGCCGGGCAGUAG